This is a messenger RNA of Seminavis robusta, 789 nucleotides long. The record is from the annotation of a GenBank genome assembly. NCBI's taxonomy places the organism in Eukaryota, Bacillariophyta, Bacillariophyceae, Naviculales, Naviculaceae.
AUGAAGGUUAAGCGCAAUAGAGAAGAAGCAGAGAGCGAUCCGCCUCCCUGGAGAGUGGUACGCCUGGCAGCACGAGACCGAGAGACGAGGAAAAAGCAAGGGGGAACCAUGAAGUCCAAACAAAAAAAGGUAUUAUGCGAAAAGCUGGAAAUAAUCAAGGACGGCUGCAAAGGUACUGCGAAAGGGUUGUUCUUCACCAAGUAUAAUAUCCAAGACUACAACCAUUAUCGCAUGCAAGGGGAUUCCCGGAAAUUUGAGGCUGGAACGAUGGAUCGAGCCGUCUCCAUAAGCACUGUGUCAGCCUACGACACGCUCCAAAAAGCUCUCGACCACACUGGCAAAAUCAAGGUUGAAAGGGGUGAUCUAGGGGAGAACAUUUUGAUUGAUGGUCCUCCUGCAACUGCAACGACGGUUGGCAGCAAAGAUGCAAGUGGUCUGUUUGUAGGUGCAAAAAUCAGAGUUGGCAGUGCUCUCCUGGAAGUGACCGAAGCCAACAAUCCUUGCUAUCGAUUCAAUACACAAUCAUGGGCACCCCAUGCAAAGGAAAUAUGGGGCAAUUCGGCUCCGGACGGCAACUGUGCAAAAUGGUUCAAGUCACCUCAGUGCCCUCUGAACCAUCAAGUCAACCCAGGUGUAAGAGGGUGGCUUGCCAGGGUCGUCGAAGAGGGCGAGACCAGAACAGGUGAUCAAGCCCAGUUGGUUCUGGGCGAGGAGGAAGAAGUGGAGCAAACUGAGGAGGUGGUUCCUGACGCUGCACGUCCCUUCAAAAAGCAAAAAGUUAAGAAAUAG